Messenger RNA from Gymnogyps californianus (California condor), 2581 nucleotides. RefSeq names its product cyclin D3 (gene CCND3). The record is from RefSeq and is a predicted model, not a curated record. Bases 1 to 879 code for a protein of 292 amino acids. Gene Ontology annotation, molecular function: cyclin-dependent protein serine/threonine kinase regulator activity. Gene Ontology annotation, cellular component: cyclin-dependent protein kinase holoenzyme complex; cytoplasm; nucleus. The transcript is spliced from 5 exons. Gene Ontology annotation, biological process: positive regulation of G1/S transition of mitotic cell cycle; mitotic cell cycle phase transition; regulation of cyclin-dependent protein serine/threonine kinase activity. NCBI's taxonomy places the organism in Eukaryota, Metazoa, Chordata, Aves, Accipitriformes, Cathartidae.
AUGGAGCUGCUGUGCGUGGAAGCCGUCCCCCGCGUGCCCCGCGCCGGGCGCGACCCGCAGCUCCUGGGGGACCGGCGGGUGCUGCAGAACCUGCUGAGCCAGGAGGAGCGUUACAGCCCCCACGUCUCCUAUUUCCACUGCGUGCAGCGGGAGAUCAAGCCCUACAUGCGGAAGAUGCUGGCCUUCUGGAUGCUGGAGGUGUGUGAGGAGCAGAAGUGUGAAGAAGAGGUCUUCCCCUUGGCCAUGAAUUACGUGGAUCGCUACCUGUCGUCAGUCCCCACGCGGAAAAAUCACUUGCAGCUUCUGGGAGCCGUCUGCAUGCUCCUGGCUUCCAAGCUGCGAGAAACCAUGCCCCUGACCGUGGAGAAACUCUGCAUUUACACAGACAACUCCAUCACGCCUCAGCAGCUCCUGGAUUGGGAGGUUCUUGUCCUGGAGAAGCUAAAGUGGGACCUGGUCUCAGUGAUAGCAAAUGAUUUCUUGGCUCACAUCCUCCAUCACCUCCCGCUGCCGAAGGACAAGAUGGAGCUGGUGAAGAAACAUGCACAGACCUUUAUCGCCCUGUGUGCCACAGACUACACUUUUGCCAUGUACCCCCCCUCCAUGAUUGCAACAGGCAGUAUCGGAGCGGCGAUCCACGGCCUGACGGUCUCCGUGAACGAUUUCACCGGCGAGGCGAUCACUGAGCUGCUGGCCAGCAUCACUGGCACGGAGGUGGACUGCCUGAAAGCCUGUCAGGAGCAGAUUGAAGCAGCCUUAGCCGAGAGCCUGAAACAGGCGUCCCAAACCCAACAGGAAUACAGCGUCACCAAGACUGCUGCUUACUCUGCCAGCCAGCCCACCAGCACGCCUACAGAUGUCACGGACAUCAACCUGUGACCGGCCUCCCCUUCCCGAGAGCCGCCCAGCCCCGCCGCAGCAGGACCUCGCCCUGGACACCGAAUGGUCGCUGCAUCCCACCUACCCAUCCGUCAGCCCCCUCCAUCUGACGCCUCCUGAGGAUUUGUUCCGCUCGCUGGGAGCGCAGAGCAGGAUCUGCGCUCGUCUGUCAGAGCGGGCAGUCGGAGCUCGCUGCUGCAGGUGGCCGGGGUGAAGCGACCAUUUUCACGGUGGCAGGGCACAAGAAUAGCUGGGAAGGGGGAGCAGGACCCAAAAUGAAGUUGUAAAAUGUUUCUCAGUUCGUGUUCCUCGUAGCCCGGCUGGCCGCUGUUCGCCGUCUCCUCGGGGGUGUUUACCGUGACGACUUCCAGCCCUGCGUGGGCCAUCAAUCAUGGAUAGCGAGCCUCUUACCCUGGCCUAUGCAACCAAAUUCCUUAUAACCCCCCAACCUCCCUCCCCGGGCCGGGGUGCUACAGGCCCGCGUGGCUCACGAGAGAGAAGCGAGUGUCCCGGAGGAGGGAGCUGGUGCUUGUUGGUCCCUCGGUCCCCAUUGCUGCGUGCCAGAUUGCUGUGGCUCCUUGGGGGGUGGCGUGGCUGCUUCUGCUUGGAGGGGAAACGUGUGGCUUGUUUCUUGUUGCCGUUAGAUUUGGGAUUUGUGGGUUUUUGGCUUGCUUGGGGGACGUGCUCCCCGUCUGCAUGGAGAGCAGAAGAGAAGUCCUCGCCUCAAGGAGCAGCCUCCUGGGUGAGGUCUGGGCGCAAUCCCCUCAGCUUUCCGCUGCCCCACUGAGGCUGCUUAAUUUAUUGUUAACUGCUGGGAAACGGGGAGGGAGGAAGACUUCGCAGUUCCUUGGCGUGGGGCCUGGAUGCUGGUCUCCUCUCCUUCCGAAAGAGUGCCUUCACCCUUCGUCCCCUUCCCUAACUCCCUGGGCAAUGGGAGAUUCUCACUUGGAAGCUGAUUGUUGAUUUUAGGUAGCUUGGAUAUCAGACUAGGUUUUAAGAAAUACAUUUGAAUGUGCUGCUAUAGUCUGAAAUGCAUCUUCACUCCUCCAAGGCAGGGAUCUCGGAUCGCAUUCAGGAGGGGGCUGCGUUGCGUACAUCUCCAUGUGGGUCCGAGUCGUAUCCUUAUAGGGUGGAAAACUUGCUGCGCACUUGAGUUGAAAAGCGAUUAUUGCAUUUUUGUGUUGUUGUUGUUGAUCCUGUCUGUUAGUUUUUAUAAAAAAAGUGUUUAAAAAAAAAUAAUGCUGCUUUUCUAAGAGAAAACCAUUAAAUAGUAGAAUUGUAUUAACCAGGAGAAGCCAGAGAGACUCUGCAGGGAUGGGAGGCAGACUGUUGCUGCUUGGUGACCUCCGGACAUGUGGAGCUGUGGCUGCUGUCCUCCCGUGGGGGACGUGGAAGAGGUAGAAAUCUUCCUUUUUGGAUGCCACUAGAGACAAAAGUCUUAUCAGGUGGAAAAAAGAUGGGGCUGCUGUUCUUCCACUAGCCUGAUCUGUCAAGAAGAGCCAUCUGCUGCUGACUCCUGCUAGCCGGGGGGCUGGGGGCUGCGCAGAGCCUGUCUGUACAAAACGAAAAAAAAACAUUUUUUUUUUUAUAUAUAAAUGAGUUUUAAUUUAAGAGUAAACUGGUUUGGUGUUCACAUGCAAGACUCCCGCUGCUGGGAGAAUCAGAGGACCCUAUGAUGUUGCAAUAAAGUAUUUUAAACAAG